AUGGCUGCUUUACAAAGCAUUUGUGCGUUGAUUUUAAUCUCAAAAAUAUUCCAGUCUGGCGAAUGCCAAAUCAUUCAUCAGGCUGUUUUCCGAAAAGAGCAACAAAAAUACUUAGCGAAUCAUGUCAUUGAUACAAAACAUGCACAUACCGAAUCUGAGUGUUAUAUAUAUUGCGUUAGAGAUAAAUCAUGUGUGUCAGUCAAUUUUAAAACCUCUGGAACCGGUGAAGGUUUGUGUGAGCUCAACAGUAAGACACUUCAAGAGAUAUCUUACGCUGAUGAAAGCAAGCAUAACGCAGAAUUCAACCAUCUUUACAAAGUUGAAAAGAAACAGGCAGAUCCUUCCCAAUCUUGCCCGAAACUUCAGGCGACAACACAGUCACCAAAAUCAGGACAAUGCAAAGAGGGCGCACUGGGAAUGGAAAACAUGAACAUUUCUGAUUUCCAGAUAAAGGCAUCAACCAACUGGAGUGAUACCUAUCCCGCACGAAAGGCUCGAUUGAAAGGCCCUGGUGCCUGGCGCGCGAAAUAUGAAAAUGAUCCAUGGAUUGAAGUUGAUCUUAGGAGAAAUGAGAUUAUCUCAGUGAUUGCAACUCAAGGCCAAUCGGGAUCAAAUGAGUGGGUGAAAAUUUUCACUGUCUCCUAUAGCUCAGAUGGAAAAAACUUUGAUUUUCAUAAAAUAAACGGAAUAAUUAGGGAAUUCAGUGGAAAUUAUGACCAGAAUUCCAUUGUGAGAAAUCCUUUAUCACCGGCUGUGACAGCGCGUUAUAUUCGUUUACACCCAAAGACAUGGUACAGAAACGCAGCCAUGAGAUUCGAACUUUAUGGUUGUACAGUGAAUACCAUUCCUUGUAAAGCUGGUGAAAAGACACUUGGCGUGGAAGAUAAUAAAAAAGUUAAAGAUUCUCAAUUGACUUCUUCGAGUUAUUGGUCAACAAAUCACUCAGCAGCCUAUGGACGAUUGUACAACUACACUGGAAGUUGGGGAUGGAAAGCAGGAGUAGACAACAAGAAACAGUGGAUACAGGUUGAUCUUGGCAAGAAGGAAGUUGUCACAGGGAUUUCCACUCAGGGAGGACGCUAUUAUCAAAAUUAUUAUCGUUAUUGUCGUGUGAAGUCUUAUUCCCUGAAGCAUAGUUUGAAUGGAACAAUGUUCGAGUCUUACAAAGAUGGAGGUGUUGUUAAGAUAUCCGUCGGGAAUAACGACUACCGUACCAUCGUAAAAAAUGUUCUGUCUCCACCAAUCACUGCUCGUUAUAUUCGUAUACAUCCAGUGUCUUGGGAUCGCAACAUAUGUAUGCGUAUUGAGCUUUAUGGUUGUUACUGAGAAAUUGUAGAAUGGCUAACUCAAAAAGCAUUCCUAAUAUCUUAUUGUUGUCCUUGGCUUGGUAAAUCUUAAUAUACGAAGCAGUUUAAUACAGCGGCGUAGCCAGAACGAUAAUUGGGGGGUUCCAUAUUCAUAUAUUCG
Dendronephthya gigantea is the source of this 1467-nucleotide messenger RNA. Its product is annotated as lactadherin-like. The record is from RefSeq and is a predicted model, not a curated record. Lineage: Eukaryota; Metazoa; Cnidaria; Anthozoa; Malacalcyonacea; Nephtheidae. The coding region runs from base 1 to 1326 and encodes 441 amino acids. The transcript has 7 exons.